CAUAACACGCGCGUACAAUAGGUUGCUUACCGGUUCUGUCAAGUGUCAAAAUAGGUUGACACGUCGUUGACAUUUAAUUCCAAAAUAUUAACAUUACGUGUUUUGUGUUAAAUAAGUGUUUUUUCUCAGUUAAAGUGGUAAAUCUCCACAAUGACUGCAGUCGAACAGCCCUGUUACACCCUCAUAAACGUCCCCACCGACACAGAACCCUACAAUGAGAUGCAACUUAAGAUAGACCUAGAAAAGGGCGACGUCAAACAAAAAGUCGAAGCUUUGAAAAAGACCAUUCACAUGAUCCUGGCCGGCGAGCGCCUGCCCCCGGGCCUCCUCAUGACCAUAAUCCGCUACGUCCUCCCUUUGCAAGACCACACCGCCAAAAAACUACUCCUCAUCUUCUGGGAGAUCGUCCCUAAGACCUCCCCCGACGGCAAACUCCUCCAGGAAAUGAUCCUCGUCUGCGACGCCUACCGCAAGGAUUUGCAACACCCGAACGAAUUUCUCAGGGGCUCAACUUUGCGCUUCUUGUGCAAAUUGAAAGAGCCCGAGCUUUUGGAGCCCCUGAUGCCCUCGAUCCGGGCCUGUCUGGAGCACAGACACUCCUACGUGCGGCGCAAUGCCGUCCUUGCGAUUUUCACAAUUUACCGAAAUUUCGAAUUUUUGAUCCCGGACGCUCCAGAGUUGAUUUCGAAUUACUUGGACGGGGAGCAAGACAUGUCGUGUAAGCGGAACGCUUUCCUCAUGCUGCUCCACGCAGAUCAGGAGCGCGCCUUGAGCUAUUUGGCCUCGUGCUUGGACCAAGUGACCUCCUUCGGGGACAUCCUCCAGUUGGUUAUUGUCGAAUUGAUUUACAAAGUUUGCCACAGCAAUCCGUCUGAACGGUCCAGGUUCAUCCGCUGUAUUUACAAUUUGCUCAAUUCGAGCAGCCCCGCUGUGCGGUAUGAGGCUGCGGGGACUUUGGUCACGCUCUCCACAGCCCCCACGGCGAUUAAAGCGGCCGCCAGUUGCUACAUUGAGCUCAUAAUCAAGGAAAGCGACAACAAUGUCAAGCUCAUUGUUUUGGACCGUCUGAUCGCUCUCAAAGACCACCCAACUCACGAAAGGGUUCUUCAAGACUUGGUUAUGGAUAUUUUGAGGGUUUUGUCGAGUCCUGAUUUGGAGGUGCGCAAAAAGACUCUUAAUCUGGCGAUGGAUUUGGUUUCGUCGCGAAAUAUCGAAGAAAUGGUCUUGGUUUUGAAGAAAGAAGUUGCGAAAACGCACGAUGUUGAGCAUGAAGAUACCGGAAAAUAUAGACAGUUGCUAGUCCGGACUUUGCAUUCUUGUUGUAUUCGAUUUCCGGAUGUUGCAGCAACUGUUAUUCCAGUUUUGGUCGAAUUCUUAUCUGAUACAAAUGAGCUUGCAGCCGUUGAUGUUCUGAUCUUCGUCAGAGAGGCGAUUCAGAAAUUCGAUAAUUUGCAGCCGCUCAUCAUUGAGAAACUCCUCGAAGCUUUCCCCAACAUAAAAUCGGUGAAAAUCCACCGAGCCGCCCUUUGGAUUUUAGGCGAAUACGCAACAACUGUGGCCGACAUCCAGUCCGUACUUAAAGCCAUCAACCAAACCCUAGGCGAGGGCCCCCUUCUGGAAGCGGAGCAACGUCUAGUGGCCGGAGAUUCGGAAGAAGUCACCCAACCGAACCCAACACAAGCUUCCAGCACCCUCGUCACUUCUGACGGAACUUACGCCACCCAAUCAGCCUUCAACACGGUUCAGAAAAGCACAAAAGAGAAGCGGCCCCCACUUCGCCAGUAUCUAAUCGACGGCGAUUUCUUUAUCGGGGCUGCGAUCGCCUCAACUUUGACCAAACUGGCUCUAAGGUACGGCAGUUCGGUUAAAAAUGCGGUUGAAAGGAAUCGGUUUGAUGCCGAAGUUAUGAUGAUCAUGGCCGGGAUUAUUCACUUGGGGAAGUCGGGUUUGCCAACUAAGGCCAUGACCAAUGAUGAUAAGGACCACGUUUUAUUCUGCUUGCGGGUGCUUUCGGACCGGCAGCCGAGCAUUAUCAAGGUUUUUACCGACUUGUGCCGACAGGCACUUAACGACAUGUUAGUCGCCAAAGAAAUUGAAGAAGCACUCAAUCAGAAAGCGAAAGAAAAGGCUGGUAAUGUCAUACAAGCCGACGAUCCGAUCAAUUUUAUGCAAUUACAAGCCGACAAGUCGGGCGAAUUGGGUGAAAACGUCUUCGAAACGUCCUUGUCACAAGCCUUGGUUGGGGGCCGAGUCGGCGGCAGUGACACAAGCACUGGGGUUAACAAGCUGAACAAAGUGACUCAAUUGACCGGCUUUUCAGACCCGGUGUAUGCCGAAGCCUACGUCCAUGUCAACCAGUAUGAUAUUGUUUUGGACGUUUUGAUAGUCAACCAGACCAACGAUACGUUACAAAACUGCACCCUUGAGUUGGCAACUCUCGGCGAUUUGAAACUCGUGGAAAAACCGCAGCCGGUGGUUCUGGCGCCCAAAGACUUCUGCAACAUUAAGGCCAACGUGAAAGUGGCCUCGACCGAAAACGGGAUUAUUUUCGGGAACAUAGUUUAUGACGUCACGGGAGCAGCGUCCGACCGAAACGUGGUGGUCCUGGACGACAUCCAUAUUGAUAUUAUGGAUUACAUAGUCCCGGCCACUUGUAGCGACUCGGAGUUCAGGCAAAUGUGGGCCGAGUUCGAGUGGGAGAAUAAGGUUUCGGUUAAUACGACCUUAACCGACCUUGCGGAAUAUUUGAAGCACUUGAUCAAAAGCACCAACAUGAAGUGUUUGACUCCGGAGAAGGCCCUGUCAGGGCAGUGCGGUUUCAUGGCCGCCAAUAUGUACGCAAAAUCAAUCUUUGGAGAGGACGCUCUCGCUAAUUUGAGUAUUGAAAAACCGUUCAACAAACCUGAUGCACCCGUUACUGGACAUAUCAGGAUCAGGGCCAAGAGUCAGGGGAUGGCUCUGAGUUUGGGUGACAAGAUCAAUAUGACACAGAAGGGGCAACAGAGUAAAGUUAUCGCUGCAUAAUUUGUAUUUUAUGGUCGUAUUAAUAUUAAUAAAGUUUAUUUGAAAAAAUGGCUUUGAUUACGGAAAACUCGCUUUUUCUGAA
Molecule: messenger RNA, 3106 nt
Organism: Tribolium castaneum (red flour beetle)
Lineage: Eukaryota; Metazoa; Arthropoda; Insecta; Coleoptera; Tenebrionidae
Gene: betaCOP
Product: Coat Protein (coatomer) beta
Exons: 6
Coding region: 151-3024 (957 amino acids)
Biological process (GO): endoplasmic reticulum to Golgi vesicle-mediated transport; intracellular protein transport; intra-Golgi vesicle-mediated transport
Cellular component (GO): cytoplasm; COPI vesicle coat
Molecular function (GO): structural molecule activity
Source: RefSeq, a predicted model, not a curated record